AUGUCUUCGAGCAAGAUCAGUAGCCGGGUUUUUUUCACUCCGCGCAAGGCCACUUGUGUCUUCAUCAUCUUCAUCUGGUUCCUUUUCUAUCAUCUGCCAAGUCCACCAGUCACCCAAAACAAUACCCGCGCGGGCCGACCGUCCCCAAAGAAUCAGGCAGAGGAACGACCACACUUUUUAUUUCGAUCCCCGUUCCGAAAGUCUCCGGAUUUGAAAUAUGAGGAAGAAAUAUCGAAUGCCUUGGAGAGGCUUGCGCAAGUUGUGCUGUCCCGGAAUCAUGGGAACUCCAUAUCAGAGGAGAGGAUAUGGCAGGUUGCUUUAGGCGACGGGAUGAGGGGCGCAGAUUCGCAAGAAUUCGAGGCGAGGAAUGACGAGUGGGCAUAUACUGUAUUCUGCGAUCAAAAGGCCACUGAGUUUGUGACCACCGAACUAUCUACAAUUCCAGAUAUUGCGGAUGCAUAUAACUCUUAUCCCCAUCACGUUCUACGGGCAGACCUCCUUCGAUACCUGCUCCUAUGGUACUAUGGAGGCUUCUAUGCAGACAUGGACGUCUUCCCUGCUCGCUCGAUCAAAUCAUGUUCAGCAUUACAAUCGUUUUUUCCGACAUCAAAGGACUCCAUACAAAAUAGCAGCCCUAACGUAUCCCUCGUUGUUGGAGUUGAGGUUGACGAGCCAUACGCCUCGCCGCAAUUCAUGCGCGACUGGCAUUGGACAAGGAGCUACGGGUUGAUUCAGUACACAAUGUACGCACCGCGCCGUUUCAGCCCGCUGUUAAGAGAGGCAAUUGUUCAUGUUCUGUCGCACACAAGAGAGCACCGCAAGAGCCAUGGAGGCUUAUUUUGGAGCGCUACCUACGACGAGAAGACAGUCCUUGGAGUCACAGGCCCCGAUGUAUUCACCGAUUCUAUCCUUGACACUCUUUCUUCGUCUCUGCCGGAGAAUCAUACUUUGAUUCAGCAAUCGAUUGCGGCAGAUGCUGGUAUAGAUGAUCUUGUAUCUGAAACGGGUGAAGGCCUCAAACAAGUUUCUUGGGCACCAUUCCACAGGGUCCAGGAUCCCAUUUGCGUUCAGGAUCACGAGCAUAUCAAUGGCCAAUCGCAUGGUGGGCUAUGUGUGCUACCUGUGAGUGUGUGGGGAAAUGGGCAGCGACAUAGCCAAGCAGGUGGAUUUAAUGAUAUCAGCGCUUGUAUUAAUCAUCGCUUUGGUCGGACUUGGAAGAAAGGCUGGUGGGAGUAUAUAUUCGGUUGA
This is a messenger RNA of Penicillium olsonii, 1248 nucleotides long. The record is from the annotation of a GenBank genome assembly. NCBI's taxonomy places the organism in Eukaryota, Fungi, Ascomycota, Eurotiomycetes, Eurotiales, Aspergillaceae.